CACUUGCUCUACCACGGUCCACCCUCAUGUGAAUCCCGACUACUUGUAAUCCCUUCUCUAUACUACAUGAAUCUUCCUACUUCCUCACCAUCUCUGGGGUUGACCCACACCUCCUUAUAUUUUUCUAUCCAACUACAACAUUAUUUUAUUUCCACACACGCCUGCCCCUUGUAUAUAUAUUCCACAAUCCACACUACAAACACAUUCAACACCUCACUUCAUCUCCUAUUUCUCUCUCUCUCUAACUCCAACAAUCCACAUCAUGGACGGAAGCUCCGUCGACGACAGCACCACCACCGAUACCCUUUCAAUGACGCUCGCCUCUCCCUCUCCCUCUCCCCCGGCCAAGUCGCCUGAGCUCGACGGCGUCGAGGCGGAGUCGCGGAAGCUCCCCUCCUCCAGAUUCAAAGGAGUGGUGCCUCAGCCCAACGGCCGCUGGGGGGCUCAAAUCUACGAGAAGCACCAGCGCGUCUGGCUCGGCACCUUCAACGAGGAGGACGAGGCCGCCCGCGCCUACGACACCGCCGCCCAGCGCUUCCGCGGCCGCGACGCCGUCACCAACUUCAAGCCAUUGUCCGACGACGAGGCGGAGGCCGCCUUCCUCAGCUCCCACUCCAAGGCGGAGAUCGUGGACAUGCUCCGGAAGCACACCUACGCCGACGAGCUCGAGCAGAGCCGCCGGAGCUACGGCGCCGGCGGGAGCAGGACGGCCGAGAGGGACGGCGAGAGGGCGGCGGCCAAGGCGCGCGAGCAGCUGUUCGAGAAGGCGGUGACGCCGAGCGACGUGGGGAAACUGAAUAGGCUGGUGAUACCAAAACAGCACGCGGAGAAACAUUUCCCGUUGCAGAGCGGCAACAGUUCCAAGGGAGUGUUGCUGAAUUUCGAAGACGCCAAGGGUAAGGUUUGGAGAUUCCGAUAUUCAUACUGGAACAGCAGCCAGAGCUAUGUGCUCACAAAGGGGUGGAGCCGGUUCGUCAAGGAGAAGGAUCUGCGGGCCGGCGACAUUGUCAGUUUUCAGCGCUCGACCGGACCGGAUAAGCAGCUCUACAUUGAUUGGAAAGCAAGGAACAACAAUGGGACCGCUUCCAACCCGGUUCAGGUGAUGAGGUUGUUCGGGGUCAACAUAUUUCAGGCGGAUUACUGCAGUGGGAAGAGGAUGAGGGAGAUGGAGAUUAUGGGCUUGGAUUGCACCAAGAAACAAAGGAUUAUUAAUGUUUUGUAACACUUGAUUUCCUUAAUUUCUUCGUUUUUGUAGUAAUUUCUUGUUGUUGAGUACUGCUGUGAAUGUGGUUGGGGAAAGGGGUGGAGGAGAAGGUGGAGUGAGAUGGCGAUGUCGCAACUUGCAAAACCUCCAAUUGUACAGUAAAAUAGACAAAAAGGAAGGCUAGAUCAACCUUUUAGGUUUUUUCAUAAAAUGGGAAUACAAACAACUCUCAAUCUUAUUAUUUUCUCA
Salvia miltiorrhiza (redroot sage) is the source of this 1453-nucleotide messenger RNA. RefSeq names its product AP2/ERF and B3 domain-containing transcription repressor TEM1-like. The record is from RefSeq and is a predicted model, not a curated record. Lineage: Eukaryota; Viridiplantae; Streptophyta; Magnoliopsida; Lamiales; Lamiaceae. Gene Ontology annotation, molecular function: DNA binding; DNA-binding transcription factor activity. The coding region runs from base 263 to 1222 and encodes 319 amino acids. The transcript has a single exon. Gene Ontology annotation, biological process: regulation of DNA-templated transcription.